This is a messenger RNA of Suillus fuscotomentosus, 1641 nucleotides long. RefSeq names its product enolase. The coding region runs from base 99 to 1427 and encodes 442 amino acids. Gene Ontology annotation, cellular component: phosphopyruvate hydratase complex. The transcript is spliced from 8 exons. Gene Ontology annotation, biological process: glycolytic process. The record is from RefSeq and is a predicted model, not a curated record. Gene Ontology annotation, molecular function: magnesium ion binding; phosphopyruvate hydratase activity. Lineage: Eukaryota; Fungi; Basidiomycota; Agaricomycetes; Boletales; Suillaceae.
UCUGGUACGAGGACUGCGUGGGAAAGCACAGAAGCUGAUUAUCUAUAAACCUUCGACUGAGAUUUCACAGAAUCACCCCAUCUUGACUUUUGUCCUUCAUGUCUGUUACCAAAGUCCACGCUCGCCAGAUCUUUGACUCUCGUGGCAACCCCACCGUCGAGGUCGACCUUUACACUGAUAAAGGUCGUUUCCGUGCUGCUGUCCCCUCUGGUGCAUCCACUGGUGUCCACGAAGCUGUCGAGCUUCGCGAUGGCGACAAGGCCAACUACGUGGGAAAGGGUGUCUCAAAGGCUGUCAACAACGUGAACACUGUUCUUGGUCCAGAGCUGAUCAAGUCUGGCCUCAAGGUCACUCAGCAGAAGGAGAUAGAUGACCUUCUGAUCAAGCUUGAUGGCACUCCUAACAAGGGCAAGCUCGGGGCCAACGCUAUUCUUGGCGUUUCUAUUGCCGCUGUGGAGGCUGGUGCUGCUGAGAAAGGUGUUCCUGUAUACCAGCAUCUCGCUGAGCUGGCUGGUGUCAAGCCCCCCUAUAUUAUGCCUUGUCCUGCAUUCAACGUCAUCAACGGUGGUUCGCACGCAGGUAACAAGCUGGCAUUCCAGGAGUUUAUGCUUCUUCCUACCGGUGCUACUUCAUUCACUGAAGCGAUGAAAAUUGGUACCGAGACCUACCACACGCUGAAGAAGGUCAUCAGCGCAAAAUACGGUAUUGAUGCCGUCAACGUCGGUGAUGAAGGUGGAUUUGCUCCCAAUGUCUCGGGAGCCGAGGAGUCUCUGGAACUGCUCACUGAGGCUAUCAGCAAGGCCGGAUACGAAGGCAAGAUCAAGAUUGCUCUUGAUGUUGCUUCAUCCGAGUUUUACAAGGACGGCAAAUAUGACCUUGACUUCAAGAACCCCAACUCUGACCCUCAAAAGUGGAUCUCAGGCACUGAGCUCGCAGACCUCUACCUCAGCUACGUCAAGAACUACCCCAUUGUCUCCAUCGAAGAUCCUUUCGACCAAGAUGAUUGGGAGGCAUGGACUCACUUCACCAAGAAUAGCUCAGUCCAGAUUGUUGGUGAUGACUUGACUGUUACCAACCCUCUUCGCAUCAAGACGGCCAUCGAGAAGAAGGCAUGCAAUGGUCUCCUCUUGAAGAUCAACCAAAUUGGUACCAUUUCGGAAUCCAUCCAGGCUGCACAACUUGCUCAGUCUGAUGGCUGGGGAGUCAUGGUGUCACACCGCUCUGGUGAGACGGAGAACACCAUCAUUGCUGACUUGGUCGUUGCCCUUGGAACCGGUCAGAUCAAGACCGGUGCGCCCGCUCGUAGCGAGCGUGUCGCAAAAUACAAUGCAUUGCUGCGCAUUGAGGGCGAGAUCCAAGACGGAGUGUAUGCUGGCGACAAAGGUCUUUCCGCUGGUUUGGCGGCACCUGCUCUGCUCAAAAAGUAGAUCGAGAGAUGCAUGGACCAGUGACGGGAAGCUCAACUGUAUGAUUCAUAAUUUAGGUAAAUGCCAUGUUGACAAGUGUACGUUCGAUCAUGACGAUAACCCAAACAUUUUCAAAUGCCUGAAUGCACGUCAUAUGUAACUAUGUCGCGAUACGUUGAGAUGAAAGAUAUAGUAUUCUUGUCGUUGUAUUCUGUAAUCGAUUUGAUUGCGAUUA